CGAUAUUCUAUUUGUCUCGUUUUAAUUACUUAUUUUUAUUUUUAAUUACCAUGCAGCUAAAGUCCGUCCUCCUCCAAGCCCUACUCAUCGGCUCGGCUGUCUUUUCCGUUGCCGGGGAUGAAGUUCUCCCUCUUGAUUUGUAUGGCGAGUGCCUACAGGGUGUUAUUCCGCGUUAUUGGUUUUCGAUCCGCGCUACUUUUGCGACAAGAAUUGAUGAAAUCAGAGAUUAUAGUGGUGAAGAUGCCUACAACAAUGCGUUAGAACUACUUGGGGGCGGUGUAUACUUGCCCACCAUUUCCGAUAUUCCUCUUUUUAAUAAGCUUAUUAGGAUUACGGGUGAUGCUUUUAUGAAUAAUUUCUUCCAGGUUUUCAAUCUUUCCUUCCAGGCUAUUGGAUGCGACCCCUAUUUACACGAGACUGCUUUAUCGGAGUCUAUGGAGUCUACCCAGUCCACCGAGAUUGAGUCCACCGAGACUACUAGCACCGAGUCUGUGCACAAGUGUUCAGAAGUUACUAUCACUUACGUCAGACCGCGCGUUCACAUCUCCACUAUUUAAGUACAACACGGCUUAUUUAGGCA
This is a messenger RNA of Kickxella alabastrina, 580 nucleotides long. RefSeq lists its product as uncharacterized. The transcript has a single exon. The coding region runs from base 51 to 557 and encodes 168 amino acids. Lineage: Eukaryota; Fungi; Kickxellomycota; Kickxellomycetes; Kickxellales; Kickxellaceae. The record is from RefSeq and is a predicted model, not a curated record.